Messenger RNA from Girardinichthys multiradiatus, 1528 nucleotides. RefSeq names its product retinol dehydrogenase 14a (gene rdh14a). The transcript is spliced from 2 exons. Bases 365 to 1222 code for a protein of 285 amino acids. Lineage: Eukaryota; Metazoa; Chordata; Actinopteri; Cyprinodontiformes; Goodeidae. The record is from RefSeq and is a predicted model, not a curated record.
ACUUUAAACUUAGAAACACAUUUUUCGGCCAGGACUAAUUCAGAUUUAGGCAGUAUAGCAACAUAUUCGAUUUAUAUGACUUAAAAACAUUAAUUUACUGAGAACUUGUUUUGUGAUUGUUCAUCUAGAAAACGAUUUUGAUAAUAUUUGGGACUCAUUUUAAAUAUAACAUUAGAAGUUUGUAUUAAACAACAUGUCCAAAUGUUUUAAAUUGAAUUUAAACAAUUACUGAUUUUAUUUCCGGCUUUAACGGUCGACUGCCCCCUGUGAAUUCUGGGUAAUGAAGUCUUUCUUCGUUGUUGUUGUCACGUGACGCUAAGUGUAGCUUGUAGCUCGGUAAACAGGCUCCAGCAGCUACUACACGAUGCGGGGGAAGACUGUGAUAGUGACCGGAGCGAAUAGCGGCAUCGGGAAAGCCACAGCGGCGGCGAUUGUGAAGCUCCAGGGCCGGGUGAUCAUGGCUUGUCGGAACCAAGCCAGGGCCGAGGAGGCUGCACGGGACAUCCGACAGGAGACCGGGGCAGACGGCGGGCAGGUGGUGUUCAAACAGCUUGACCUGGCCUCCUUGGAGUCUGUGCGCUCUUUCUGUGAAGAUAUUAUAAAAGAGGAGCCUCGGUUAGAUGUGCUGAUCAACAAUGCUGGAGUCUACCAAUGUCCUUACACCAGGACAGAGGAUGGCUUCGAGAUGCAGUUCGGGGUCAACCAUCUUGGUCAUUUCCUCCUCACCAACCUGCUACUGGAUCUCCUGAAGCGCUCUGCGCCCAGCCGGAUCGUGGUGGUCUCCUCCAAGCUCUACAAGCACGGUGACAUUAACUUCGAAGACCUGAACAGUGAGCAGUUUUAUGACAAGGCCUUCGCCUACAGUCGCAGCAAACUGGCCAAUCUGUUGUUCACCUGCGAGCUGGCCUGCCGCCUGGAGGGCAGUGGAGUGACGGUGAACGCUCUGACUCCAGGUAUUGUGAGGACUAACCUGGGAAGGCAUGUGCACAUUCCAGUGUUAGCGAAGCCCCUUUUUAACCUGCUCUCCUGGGGCUUGUUUAAAAGCCCAGAGGAUGGAGCUCAGACUUCAGUGUACCUGGCUUCCUGCCCAGAUGUUGAUGGUGUGCAGGGAAAGUGCUUUGCAGAUUGUAAACCUCUGGAUCUUCUGGGUAAGGCCACGAAUCAGGAAGUGGCAUCUAAACUGUGGGACAUCAGUGAGGUCAUGGUGGGCAUAACCACUUAAGAAUUAUCUGAGCCAUGCAAGUUUUUCCCAGCAUGGAAAUUACUAAAACUGAAAGAAAUGCAAUGCCUUGGUAAGAUUACCUUAACAUUUAGUUGUUGCGCUGAGAUAUCGAGACGUUUUCUGGGUUUAUGGAAAUGUUUGUGUCCAUUUACAUGCUGGCUUGUUUGCAGCAUCUUGUUUUAGCGGUUAGAAUUGUUUUAGUUUUCUGUUUUAAUACAUUUCUAAUACCAAAUGUUUCUAAUGUGAGCCUUCUAACAGAGCUGUAAUAAAGACAGCCCUCAGUUGUAAUAAAAGUUAAAUAUCCAA